AUGUCUAAGCUGAAGAGCUCCGAGUCGGUGCGGGUGGUGGUGCGGUGCCGGCCCAUGAACAGCAAGGAGAAGACAGCUUCCUACGAGAGGGUGGUCAACGUGGACGUCAAGUUAGGGCAGGUGUCGGUGAAGAACCCCCGGGGAAGCUCUCAUGAGCUGCCCAAAACCUUCACCUUCGACGCCGUCUACGACUGGAAUUCCAAACAGGUCGAGCUCUACGAUGAGACCUUCAGACCUCUGGUGGACUCUGUUCUGCAAGGCUUCAAUGGGACAAUCUUUGCCUACGGGCAGACCGGGACGGGCAAAACCUACACCAUGGAAGGGGUGCGUGGGGACCCUGAGAAGAGAGGGGUUAUCCCCAAUUCCUUCGAUCACAUCUUCACCCACAUCUCCAGGUCUCAAAACCAGCAGUACCUGGUUAGAGCCUCUUACCUUGAGAUAUACCAAGAAGAAAUCAGGGACUUGUUGUCGAAGGAUCAGUCCAAGAGGCUGGAGCUGAAGGAGAGGCCGGACACGGGCGUCUACGUGAAGGACCUGUCCUCCUUCGUCACCAAGAGCGUCAAGGAGAUCGAGCACGUCAUGAACGUGGGCAACCAGAACCGCUCGGUGGGGGCCACCAACAUGAACGAGCACAGCUCCCGCUCCCACGCCAUCUUCGUCAUCACCAUCGAGUGCAGCGAGCUGGGGCUGGACGGGGAGAACCACAUCCGCGUGGGCAAGCUCAACCUGGUCGACCUGGCGGGCAGCGAGCGGCAAGCCAAGACCGGAGCCCAGGGGGAGAGGUUGAAGGAAGCUACCAAGAUCAACCUCUCGCUCUCGGCGCUGGGCAACGUCAUCUCGGCCCUGGUGGAUGGCAAAAGCACUCACAUCCCCUACAGGGACUCCAAGCUCACCAGGUUGCUGCAGGACUCGUUGGGUGGCAACGCCAAAACAGUGAUGGUGGCCAACAUAGGCCCUGCCUCUUACAACGUGGAGGAGACUCUGACCACCCUGAGGUACGCCAACCGUGCCAAGAACAUCAAGAACAAGCCCAGGGUCAACGAGGAUCCUAAGGAUGCUCUGCUAAGAGAAUUCCAGGAAGAGAUUGCUCGGCUCAAGGCCCAGCUGGAGAAACGGUCUAUCGGGAAAAGAAAGAGGAGGGAGAGGAGGAGGGAUGGUGGGGAAGAGGAGGAGGACACUGAAGAGGGUGAGGAUGAAGGAGAUGACAAAGAUGACUAUUGGAGGGAGCAACAAGAGAAGCUGGAGAUUGAGAAGAAAGCCAUAGUGGAGGAUCACAGCUUGGUGGCAGAGGAGAAGAUGCGACUGCUGAAAGAGAAGGAGAAGAAAAUGGAGGACCUGAGGAGGGAGAAGGAAGCCACAGAAAUGCUGAGUGCUAAAAUCAAGGCCAUGGAAAGCAAGCUGCUGGUGGGAGGGAAAAAUAUUGUGGACCACACAAAUGAACAGCAGAAAAUCCUGGAGCAGAAACGACAGGAAAUUGCAGAACAGAAACGCCGUGAGCGAGAGAUCCAGCAGCAGAUGGAGAGCCGGGACGAGGAGACGCUGGAGCUGAAGGAGACCUACAGCUCUCUUCAGCAAGAGGUGGACAUAAAGACCAAAAAACUCAAAAAGUUGUUUUCCAAGCUGCAAGCUGUGAAGGCAGAGAUCCAUGAUCUCCAAGAAGAGCACAUCAAGGAACGCCAGGAACUGGAACAGACCCAGAAUGAACUUACCAGGGAAUUAAAGCUGAAGCACCUGAUCAUUGAAAAUUUUAUUCCCUUGGAAGAAAAGAAUAAGAUAAUGAACAGAUCAUUCUUUGAUGAAGAGGAAGAUCAGUGGAAACUGCACCCCAUAAGCCGCCUGGAGAACCAGCAGAUGAUGAAGAGACCAGUAUCUGCUGUAGGCUACAAAAGGCCACUGAGCCAGCACGCCAGGACCUCCAUGAUGAUCCGGCCAGAGACUCGGUACAGGGCAGAGAACAUUGUGCUACUGGAGCUCGACAUGCCCAGCCGAACGACGAGGGACUACGAGGGGCCAGCCAUUGCUCCCAAAGUCCAGGCAGCUCUGGAAGCAGCUCUGCAGGAUGAAGAUGAGAUCCAGGUGGAUGCUUCAACCUUUGAGAGCACUUCCAAUAAAAAAUCAAAGCCCAGGCCUAAAACUGGAAGGAAAUCAGGGGCAUCCUCUUCAGCAGGCACCCACAGUUCUCAGCUCUACCCACAGUCCCGAGGGCUGGUUCCAAAGUAA
Molecule: messenger RNA, 2220 nt
Organism: Indicator indicator
Lineage: Eukaryota; Metazoa; Chordata; Aves; Piciformes; Indicatoridae
Gene: KIF3B
Product: kinesin family member 3B
Exons: 8
Coding region: 1-2220 (739 amino acids)
Biological process (GO): microtubule-based movement
Molecular function (GO): microtubule binding; ATP binding; microtubule motor activity
Source: RefSeq, a predicted model, not a curated record